AUGAAGCCUCGAAUUCUUUGUUUGCAUGGAAAGUCUCAAUCUGGAGCCAUCAUGUCCAACAAGAUUGGAGGCGCCAAACGAAAGCUGGCUAAGCUGUACGAUCUGGACUUUUUGGAUGGACCAAUUCUUGAAGCGCCAAGAGAUGAAACCACACCACAACAACAGUAUGCUUGGUGGAUUCGUAAUGAACAAGGCCGAGAUAUUCUAAUGCAGGAAUGCUUUGACUAUGUCUUGGAACAAACGAAGGACAAGCAGUAUGAUGCCAUUCUUGGUUUCUCUCAAGGUGGGCUUUUGGCCACAGCAUUGGUAUCGUCUGGGAGAAUGCCUGGAAUCAAGGCCGUUGUUACGGCAGGAGCGCCCUUUGUCCAAGAUGUCUGGGACUUUUGCAUGACACCAGCCGAUGGCGAUGAUUCCGUGAAGGAAGAAACCAAAGUCGCAAUGGCCAAUGGCAUGGUGGUCCCCAAGUUGCACUUUGCAGGUGAAACCGAUCAAAUUAUCCCAGUGGAAUGGGUCCAAGCGUUAUGUGACCAAGGCGGUAAUGGGGAACUCGUCCUCCAUGAAAAGGGACAUAUGUUCCCCACCAAGGCCGUCAGCGUGAACAAAAUGAUGGAAUUUUUGCAAGAAGCUGUCGUGUGA
Messenger RNA from Cylindrotheca closterium, 636 nucleotides. The record is from the annotation of a GenBank genome assembly. Lineage: Eukaryota; Bacillariophyta; Bacillariophyceae; Bacillariales; Bacillariaceae.